Molecule: messenger RNA, 2370 nt
Organism: Alligator mississippiensis (American alligator)
Lineage: Eukaryota; Metazoa; Chordata; Crocodylia; Alligatoridae
Product: cilia- and flagella-associated protein 45
Exons: 6
Coding region: 352-1839 (495 amino acids)
Source: RefSeq, a predicted model, not a curated record
GGAGACUCCAUGCCCUGACACCGACUCUCCCAUGCCCUCUUGCCCAUCCCCAGCCUUCCUAGAGAGAGACCGCCCCAGCAGACGCUAACCCUGAGCAGGGCACAGUAUGAGCGCAUUAAGGCCCAGUGCGUCAUUGAGGAUCGGCAGGCCAAGGCAGCAGCCUACAAAGCCGAGAGGGAUGCCACGAUGGUAGUCGCCUCCUCUUGCUUCCCCUGUGCUAGGUGGUUUCGAGGCAGGGUCCCUGGUGCUGUGGGAUGGGGUGGGCGUCUGCCAGGGCUGACCACGUGGGCAGGGGACUGCUAGCAACCUGCUUCUCCCCUCCAGGCCGCUGUGGCCCAGCGCAAAAAGGCCAUGAAAGAGAGGAUUCUUCUAAAGCAGAAGGUACAGAAGAGCGACCUGGAGAAGGAGACUGAGGAGCGAGGUAACUACCUGCUGCAGCGGGCCUACAGGAUGCGCCUGGAGCAGGAAGAUGAGAUCAAGGAUAUGGAGAAGAUGAUCGUGGAUGCCAGGUGCCACGCUGUCCUGGACGCCCAGAUGAUAGAGAAGCAGCAGAUGGAGAAGGAGCUGAAACAGGAAGAGCUGCGCCUGGAUCAGAACAUGGAAGUGGAGCGCCAGAAAGUCGUCCGGAUACAGGAAGAGCUGGAGGAGAAGAGGAAGCAGGAGCUGAUCCGGGGGAGGCACCAGUUUGAGAAGCAAAUUGAAGAGAAGGAGAAGGAGAGGGCCAUACAGGCUGAGAUGCAGGACCUGGAGGCCCAGCAGAUACGGGACCGCCUGCAGCAGCUGCACCUGGAAGAGCUACGGGUAUGGAUGGCACAGGCAAGGGAGGGGAGGGGUUCAUCCUGGCCAUCCCCAUCUGUGUGUAUCUGGCCUUGCCCCACGUGCCACACAGAGCUGCACUGGCCCGGCUGCUCGAGGGCAGGGUCACCUCCCCAGUGCUCUGUGGGUGCCACGCAGCAGGGCUGCCCUGCACAUCCAGGCCACAGUGGGUCUGGCAGGCUCAAGCUGGGCUCGGCACUAUCCGGCUCUGGGAAGUUGCCAAGGAAGAAGCAACAGAAGUGGAUCCAUUCUGGGGUGUCCCCCUGGCAUCUCUCUCAGUCCCUCCACUUGGACCCUCCUCAGGACUUGGAGAAGAAACAGCUAAAAGAAAGGGAAGCCCACACGGAGGAUUUCCGCAUCAACGAACAAAUGCUGCUCUACAAGGAGCAGAAGCUGGAGCAGGAGAGGCUGGCUGACCAGCGCGUCCUGGACUACCAGAAAGAGAAAAUGGCACGGGAAGCAGAUUUCGAGGCACAGCAGGAAAAAGCCCGCCACGAGAAAGAGCUGGAGACGGCCCGCCUGAGAGCCCUGCAAGAGAGGGCCCAGGAUCUCCAGGCUGAGAAGGUAACGCGCACGGCCGCCCCUGCCCUCACUCCCUCCUGGCCUGUCUGGCAGCCAGGGACCCAGCAGAGAAGGGGACCGUGGCAGGGCAGACCGAGCCCCGGCUGGAGCCCCUGGCAGAGCAGGUUGCAGGUGGGUGUGUGUCAGCCUGGGCUCAGGGGAGAGGAAAUUAGCUCUCCGAGGCAGCAGGCAAGGCUCCACAGCUUGCUUGGGUCUGUCCAGCUUUGCCGUGGCAGCCAGCACUACACGUGGAGCAGGAGGGGAGGAGAGUCCAGUGGGCAAAGGCAGCCCGAGGGUCGGGGCUGGCUUCCCGGGGGAGUGAGGUUAGCGCCUCGGCCUGGCUCCUUGCUGCCUGGGCCACGCAGUCAGGGCUUCCCUCCCGGCAGGACGCGGUCCGGGCCAAGCGGCACCAGGAGGCCAAGGAGUGAGAGUGGCGGCAAAGGGAGAAGGAGGCUGUGCUGAAAAAGUUGAAGACCCAGGCUGAGCUGCAGCAGAGCUGCCUGGUCCAGAUGGCCUGCAAGGAGCAUGAACAGAUGAUCCAAACCAAGUGGGACCACAGCUAUUACGAUCAGGUCCUCAGGGAGCAGCGGGAGCAGGCACAGAAGGAGCAGAAGCAGCAGGAGGAGAGGGCUGCCAAGCAAAUGGCACACGGUAAAGCAGUGCGGAGCCAGAUGACGGAGCGCCAGGAGCCGCUGGUGCAGGAGCGGGCUGUCUGCUUCGAGGAUGGGAAGCGUCUGCAAAAGGAGAUGCAGAAGCACGCCGAUCGCAUUGCCCAGCUGAAGAGAAUGAGGAUGGAGGAGCUCCGAGCCACCGGUCUGCCCGAGAGGUACUGCGUAGGUGUGGAGUACAAGGCCUUGAAGCCAGGCCCCAAGCGCUGAGGGUGUCCAUUCACUGCCCAGCCUGCCCCGGGGGGCUUGCAGGGGGUCGCAUGUGGCCUUCCCCCGGCCCAGACUGUAAAUAGUUUUAAGUUUAGACAUAGUAAAUAAAGCUGUU